Condylura cristata (star-nosed mole) is the source of this 2724-nucleotide messenger RNA. RefSeq names its product transmembrane protein 63A (gene TMEM63A). The transcript is spliced from 23 exons. NCBI's taxonomy places the organism in Eukaryota, Metazoa, Chordata, Mammalia, Eulipotyphla, Talpidae. Gene Ontology annotation, cellular component: plasma membrane. The record is from RefSeq and is a predicted model, not a curated record. Bases 40 to 2724 code for a protein of 894 amino acids. Gene Ontology annotation, molecular function: calcium-activated cation channel activity.
GCCUCCCUCAGCCCUUCCGGCGGCAUCUGGGCAGGCACCAUGAGCAACUCGCCCUUUCUGGAGCUGUGGCAACCCAAGACCGUGUCCAUCCGCGAGGGGCUGGGCAUCGGGGACCAGCCCAGCGACAGCUACUGCUACAACUCCGCCAAAAACAGCACCGUGCUCCAGGGCGUCACCUUCGGCGGGGUCCCCACGGUGCUGCUCAUCGACGUCAGCUGCUUCCUGUUUUUAAUAUUGGUGUUUUCCAUCAUACGGAGAAGAUUCUGGGACUAUGGCCGCAUUGCCUUGGUGUCAGAAGCUGGCAGUGAAUCCAGAUUCCAGAGAUUGUCAUCGUCUUCCGUAGGGCAGCCUGACUUUGAAAAUGAGCUGGGCUGCUGCCCCUGGCUGACCGCCAUCUUCCGCCUGCAUGACGACCAGAUCCUGCAGUGGUGUGGGGAGGACGCCAUGCACUACCUGUCCUUCCAGAGACACAUCAUCUUCUUGCUGGUGGUGGUCAGCUGCUUGUCCCUGUGCGUCAUCCUGCCCGUCAACCUCUCGGGCAACCUGCUAGACAAAGACCCCUACAGUUUUGGGAGGACGACGAUAGCGAACCUACAGACGGACAACAACCUCCUGUGGCUGCACACCGUCUUCGCCAUCGUUUACCUCUUCCUCACUGUGGGCUUCAUGCGACACCACACCAAGUCCAUCAGGUACAAAGAGGAGAACCUGGUGAGUGAGGCUGGGGGGCGUGAGGGGGGCGGGGCCGAGGGCACCCGGCUUUCUGGAGGCGCAGAAGCGGAGCUUCAGAGGCGGCUGCGGGGUGCUGGCUUCCCGCCUGCUGGAGUUGACCCGCUGCAGCUGCAGACCCGGGCAGAGCCGGGUGAGCUGCUGGGCCGGGCGUCUCCUCAGAGCCGCCGUGGACUGACGUGGCCCCUCGACGGGCUGAGUGACUGGCAGGCAGACGGCUGUCCCCUGGAAUGCAGACUCGGCCGGGCUCAGAACGCGUACCCCACGUGCGAGGUGGUGGAGGUUCAGUUGUGCUACAAUGUGGCCAAGCUGAUUUACCUGUGCAAGGAGAGAAACAAGACCGAGAAGAGCCUGAGCUACUACACCAACCUGCAGAGGAAGACGGGCCAGCGGACGCUCAUCAACCCCAAGCCCUGCGGCCACUUCUGCUGCUGUGAAGUGCAGGGGUGUGAGUGGGAGGACGCCAUCUCCUACUACUCGCGCUUGAAGGACAGGCUGCUGGAGAGGAUGACGGAGGAGGAGGCCAGGGUCCAGUGCCAGCCCCUGGGGAUGGCCUUUGUCACCUUCCAGGAGAAGGCCAUGGCCACCUUCAUCCUGAAAGACUUCAACGCCUGCAAGUGCCAGGGCCUCCGGUGCAAAGGCGAGCCCCAGCCGUCCUCCCACAGCACAGAGCUCUGCACCUCCCAGUGGACGGUGGCCUUUGCCACCUACCCCGAGGACAUCUGCUGGAAGAACCUCUCCGUCCAGGGCCUCCGCUGGUGGCUGCAGUGGCUGGGCGUCAACUUCACGCUCUUCGUGGGGCUCUUCUUCCUGACCACGCCCUCCAUCAUCCUGUCCACCAUGGACAAGUUCAAUGUCACCAAACCCAUCCAUGCGCUGAAUGACCCCAUCGUCAGCCAGUUCUUCCCCACCCUGCUCCUGUGGUCCUUCUCGGCCCUCCUCCCCACCAUCGUCUACUACUCUACCUUGCUGGAGUCCCACUGGACCAAGUCGGGGGAGAACCGGAUCAUGAUGACCAAGGUCUACAUAUUCCUGAUCUUCAUGGUGCUCAUCCUGCCGUCCCUCGGCCUCACCAGUUUGGAUUUUUUCUUCCGGUGGCUCUUUGACAAAACCGCCUCCGAGGAUGCGUCCGUCCGGCUGGAGUGCGUCUUCCUGCCCGACCAGGGCGCUUUCUUCGUGAACUACGUCAUCGCCUCGGCCUUCAUCGGCAACGGCAUGGAGCUGCUGCGGCUGCCGGGCCUCAUCCUCUACACCUUCCGCAUGGUGGUGGCCAAGACGGCGGCCGACCGCAGGAACGUCAAGCAGAACCAGGCCUUCGAGUACGAGUUCGGGGCCAUGUACGCCUGGACGCUGUGCGUCUUCACCGUCAUCAUGGCCUACAGCAUCACCUGCCCCAUCAUCGCCCCGUUCGGCCUCAUCUACAUCCUGCUCAAGCACAUGGUGGACCGGCACAACCUCUACUUCAUCUACCUCCCGGCCAAGCUGGAGAAGCGGACCCACGUCGCGGCCGUGCGCCAGGCACUGGCGGCUCCCAUCCUGUGCCUCUUCUGGCUCUACUUCUUCUCCUUCCUGCGCCUGGGCCUGAAGGCCCCGCUCACCUUGUUCACCUUCCUGGUGGUUCUGCUCACCAUCCUGGUCUCCCUCGCCUACACCUGCUUCGGCUGCUUCAAACACCUCAGCCCUCUGAACUAUAAGACGGAGGAGCCGCCAAGUGACAAAGGAAGCGAGUCAGAGGCCCCCGGGCCUGCACCCUUCACGGUAAGUCACAUCUCGGCCCGGUCAGCUCCUGCGGCGCCGUCCCCCAGGGGCGCAGGCAGGCCUCUGACGUCACGGCGCCCGAGGGGUCCCCAGUCCCGGUGGGCGUGUGGCCUGCUGGGUCCCUGGGAACGGGGCUCACCGCCGUGUGGGGCGUCCCGCCCGGGGUCAGUUCCCCGCUCUUUCCUGCCCGCCCAGUUAACGGCCGGGGAGCUCCACACGGACACGGCCCCUGCUUAG